Molecule: messenger RNA, 3026 nt
Organism: Scophthalmus maximus (turbot)
Lineage: Eukaryota; Metazoa; Chordata; Actinopteri; Pleuronectiformes; Scophthalmidae
Gene: colgalt1a
Product: collagen beta(1-O)galactosyltransferase 1a
Exons: 12
Coding region: 164-2005 (613 amino acids)
Molecular function (GO): procollagen galactosyltransferase activity
Source: RefSeq, a predicted model, not a curated record
UCGCACCAGGAGCGGCUUCGCGCGGGUGUCUGCGUCUCUCUGUUAUGACCACGAAACGUAAAGGGGCGAGUUUUAGCCAGAGUUCCAUGCACCGAGCCGUAGCCGCCACCAACACACCUACAUCGUCCUUAUUCUUCACAAUAUCCCUGCGCCUGGUGUCGCGAUGCGCGGCGCGAACUUCGCCCGCCUGUGCGCCGCGGUGCUCCUGCUGCUGCUGCUGACCGGCGACGCUCCGGUCCGGGGAUAUUUCGCGGAGGAGCGCUGGAGCCCCGAGUCUCCGCUUCUGGCCCCGCGGGUGCUGCUCGCCCUCAUCUGCAGGAACUCGGAGCACUCGCUGCCCUACUUCCUCGGCACCGUCGAGCGCCUCAACUAUCCCAAGGACCGAAUGGCGCUGUGGGUAGCAACUGAUCAUAACGAGGACAACACCACAGUCAUCCUGCGUGACUGGCUCGUCAAGGUGCAGAACCUUUACCAUAAUGUGGAAUGGAGGCCAAAAGAGGUGCCCAGCCGUUACGCAGAUGACAGCGGUCCAAAACAGUGGACAGACCUCCGCUAUGAGCAUGUUAUGAAGCUUCGGCAAGUAGCACUGGAGUCAGCUCGUGAGAUGUGGGCGGACUACUUUAUGUUGGCGGACUGUGAUAACCUCCUCACCAAUCCAGAUGUGCUCUGGAAGCUCAUGAAUGAAAAUAAGACUAUCAUCGCGCCAAUGCUUGAGUCCCGUGCAGCCUAUUCAAACUUCUGGUGUGGAAUGACUUCGCAGGGUUACUAUAAGCGCACCCCUGCCUACAUGCCCAUGAGGAAGCAGGUGCGUAAGGGCUGUUUUGCUGUACCUAUGGUCCACUCCACCUUCCUGAUAGACCUCAGGAAAGAGGCCACCAGGCAGCUGGCCUUUCACCCACCACACCCAGAAUACAGCUGGUCAUUUGAUGAUAUCAUUGUGUUUGCCUAUUCUGCUCGGAUGGCAGAUGUUCAAAUGUUUGUAUGUAACAAAGAGAGCUAUGGAUACUUCCCUGUGCCCCUUCGGUCCCAUAAUACUUUGAAAGACGAAGUUGACAGCUUCUUGCACUCCCUACUGGAGGUUAAUGUGAGAAAUUCCCCAGUGAAGCCUUCCAAAUACAUACCUGUUCCUAGAAAACAGCCUGACAAACUGGGAUUUGAUGAGGUGUUCAUGAUAAACCUACAGAGGCGGACUGACCGCCGAGACCGAAUGCUGAGGUCGUUGUACGAGCAGGGGAUUGCUUGUAAGGUCAUUGCAGCUGUAGAUGGAAAGGCGAUGAAUAUCAGUGAAAUUCAUACUAUGGGCAUCCAUAUGCUCCCUGGAUACAGUGACCCCUAUCACGGUCGCCCACUGACAAAAGGAGAGCUAGGAUGCUUCCUUUCCCACUAUAAAAUCUGGAAAGAGGUUGUGGAGCGACGCCUUCCCACCUCUCUGGUGAUUGAAGACGACCUGCGCUUUGAGGUCUUCUUCAAACGUCGCUUAAUGAACUUGAUGAGUGAAGUGCGGGAUGAAGGACUGGACUGGGAUCUCAUUUAUAUCGGUCGGAAGAGAAUGCAAGUGGAUCAUCCAGAGAAAGCAGUGCCCAAUAUACACAACUUAGUGGAAGCAGACUACUCAUAUUGGACAUUAGGUUAUAUGAUAUCAUUACAAGGUGCUGAGAAGCUUUUGAAAGCAGAACCUCUAAAGAGGAUUUUGCCAGUGGAUGAGUUUCUUCCUAUCAUGUUCAAUAAACACCCUGUAUCUGACUAUAUGGAACAGUUUGAAACCAGGGACCUGAAGGCAUUUUCCGCAGAGCCUCUUCUAGUGUAUCCAACACACUACACGGGCGACCCAGGCUACAUCAGUGACACUGAGACCUCCACAGUGUGGGACAACGAUAAGGUCCGUACAGACUGGGACAGAGCACGCUCAGGGAAAACUGGGGAGCAAGCUGAGAUCAGCUCUGAGGCCCAGAACUCGGAUGUGCUACAGUCUCCUUUGGACAGUACAGCACGGGACGAGCUAUGAGAGGAACUGAAUGACACCCUUGGAAAAAUGCAUUCAUUUUUUAAACAUUUUUCAUCUUUGAUACUUUUGAUUUUGCAUCACAGCAGGGAUGUGACAUCAGAGUUUGUAAAAAGAUUUAAUUUAUCCAGAUGUGACAAGUUAACGAUGGAUGUUGUCCGUUGGUAGGUUUUUUUUAGUUUUCUUUAUUAAGGCACUAGACUUGCCAUUUGGAGUGGCAUUUGCAGUACCCAGCUUCUGUCUGUCAUACAGAAAUUAAACUAUAUAUUAGCAAAUAAUGUAAUUGGACUGUUACAUUUCAGUCAAUGGGCAGUUAACUUUGACCCUAAUUUGACAUUAUACUGUGAAAUGCAUUUACAAAUUAAAUAGGCAUUAACCAUACUGUGUGUCACUGAGCAAAGAUUCAUGGAAGCGUUCAUGUCUACAAUCAACCAGUAUAAUUCUAAAUUCAUUGGUUUAUGCUGUCAAAAGUCCAAGAUAAGAAACGUCUGCAUGUCUUUUUUUUCAUGUUUAGUAUUUUCUCUUUACAGUAUACAUUUUAUAUUGCUGUGUUUUGUCAUUAGCAAACACUCUAGAUGUGUACAUCAGAUCUUUACCAAAGCAAUGAAACACACAAGCAACGCUUGCUGUCAACUCAGAAGCAACUUCUGAAUAGAUUAACAGAACUACUUCUAACUAUAUGCCAAUGCAAGUCAUUGUGCCUGUGUCAACAAUUUUUAGAUCAUUUCCAGACUUAUGUCAUCAACUAGCUGUUGACAUAUCGGUGGAACGAACCACUGUGCACUUUUCCGACUUGAUGGUUUAUGGUUCCCUCAGAAAGAACCCACCCAACCACAUCCUAACACACGUCAGCUUUUCCACGUCUUUAUCACUCUCUUUUAAAUCUUUCUUUUACAUACUGCCUUGCAUGGCUACACUAGAUAUUUCUGUAAGGUAUUUACGGGAGAUGUCCACCCAAUGAUUUAGCACCGAAAUGUUAGUGGCACUCCUAUCAAAAAUAAAAUGUUCUAUUUUUAAAAGAAAA